Drosophila takahashii is the source of this 378-nucleotide messenger RNA. RefSeq lists its product as uncharacterized. Lineage: Eukaryota; Metazoa; Arthropoda; Insecta; Diptera; Drosophilidae. The record is from RefSeq and is a predicted model, not a curated record.
AUGAAGCUCCACUGGCUGCUUUUGGCAGUCGUCCUAGUCUGCGCCGUCAACCACAGCCACACCACCUCCACAGGUUCCACCACCAGCACGGAGGCCUCCUCCUCCUCCUCCGAUUCGACCACAUCCACCGAGUCCUCCACCUCCACCACCGCCGCCUCCUCCUCGUCCUCCGAUACCACCGAGGCCAGCACCAGCAGCGACUCGGCCACCAGUUCCAGCUCCAGCUCCAGUUCCAGUUCCACUUCCAGCACCACUAGCAAGAAGAAGUCCGCCGCCGCCAAGAGGAAGGCCCGUGCCGCCAGGAGGCGUGCCGCCAGGAAGCGCAGGGCCCGUGCCGCCAGGAGGCGUGCCGCCAAGCGCAGGCGCAACAGGGGUUAA